Messenger RNA from Meloidogyne enterolobii, 228 nucleotides. Lineage: Eukaryota; Metazoa; Nematoda; Chromadorea; Rhabditida; Meloidogynidae. The record is from the annotation of a GenBank genome assembly.
AUGACCAUUACAAGUAUGGGAUGUAAUUCUAUAGAAUUAGGAAAAGGAGAUAGCAAAAUCAAGGCCUACAAAUUUGUGGCCUAUUCGGCUGUUGCUUUCUCUGUGAUUGCUGUUCUCUCUGUUGUAAUUACUUUACCAAUGGUUUAUAAUUAUGUAGCACAUGUACGGAGACAAAUGCAGCAUGAAUUGGGCUUUUGCAAGGCAAGUUGUUUUGUUUUAAUAUUUUAA